UCGUCCGUUUCCGUCUUCAGCCGGCUGAACGGGUUUUGGGUUAAAUUAUAUGGAUUUGUUGCAUGAUCGUAGAAUUUUUGCAGUCGUAUCUAUAUGUUACAUGUGCUUCUUCGGAGCAGGGGAAGCGCCGUAUGUAUCGUCUGUAUCGGUCUGUAUAGCGACUGGCUACGGGCUGGACGACCGAAGAGUCGGAUUUCGAAUUCCGGUAGGUUCAAGAAUUUUCUCUACGUCGUCCAGACCGCCUUUGGGACCCAUCAAACCUCCUGUUCAACGAUAACCGGUGAUAGAGCAGCUGGAGCGCAAAGCUGACCACUCACCUCCAACUAAAGCAGAGGUCGAGGAAACGCUGAUCUGUACAUCUGCUUCCUCAUACGUCUUCAUGGCGUAGUGCUUAAUUAGCUAAGCAAAGGGACAACUUUACACAUGCUUCAUCUUCCAUAAGGCCUCGAAACAGGAGCUUUCAGCAGCAUAAUCACUUGGAAUUGCCAUGCAUAUAUAAUAAUUACGACCAAGCACUAGCAUGAAACCAUUAGUCUACUUGUUCCUUAUCUCGGAUGACUAUUGCAAGGAAUUCAAGAAUGCUUAUAUGUGACCUGCUUGCAAGCGUGCUGCCCAUCUGUACCUAAGAGCGUAUGCCACGAUUCAUUGUUUUGUGUUCCUUUGUCUCGCCUAAGGUGGUAUAGUCAUCACGAUGAUCACGAUCAUCACGAUAUUUAGGGUCAUUCUGUGGUUCACUUGCUCGUGUGUAACUCCAUUCCCGUAACUCGAAAGUGCAAGAGGAACCAUGGCUCAGCUAACCCACCUGUCAAAUUCAUAUGUUUGCCUUCUAUGACUCAUGGCAGCGUUGGUAUAGUGAUCCGUGCAGCAAAUCAUCUAUGGUUCGGCUGAUGACAAGGUAUUUCUUAAAACAGGAAUCCCAAAAGGAUAAACAAAAGCCUCAAAAUAAAGGCAAUGAAGGGUCUAUUAAAGAAUUAAGAACAUUUAAGAGACCCAAAUAUAAAUCUUCUAUAGAGAAAUCCCAAAAGGAAAUCGAUGCACUGGUAACAGUUGUGAAAUAUAAAAGGAAGGCAUGGAGGGGUAGAAAAUAUGAAGAUGAUAAGCUUGCAGGUGCCCGCGUACAGGCACCAUGGAACAGGAAAUCAAAACGUGUCCCAGUCCCGGAGGAUAAAUUGGCUCAUCACAGUCGUGGGGAAGGUUUAUCUGGUGAUGGGAUAAAAACAGACUUUCAUCAGAAGAAGCUAAAGAAGCAUGAAGCAAAUAUUGAAUUUUCUAUAGAACAAGCAGCAAGAGCAGAAAUCCUUUUACCAGAAGAAAGCGGAUUUUUGUUAGCAGAUGAAGGUGAGCUAACUACACAGUUCACCCAACAGCAAAUUGCUUCUUCUGUUGAUAUCACAAGUGCAACCAAACACUUUGACUUACAUCUGGCAGAAUUUGGACCAUAUAGGAUGAACUACAGUCGGAAUGGUCGCUUUCUCCUUAUAGGCGGCAGAAGAGGGCAUGUUGCUGCCAUGGACUGGGUAACAAAGAAGCUGCUGUGUGAAGUGAAUGUUAUGGAGGCAGUUUAUGAUGUACAAUGGUUACAUGUGGAGACAAUGUUUGCAGUUGCACAGAAGCAGUGGGUGUAUGUGUAUGACAAUCAGGGCAUUGAACUUCACUGCAUCAAGAAAUUAAAUAAAAUCCUUCAUAUGGAAUUCUUGCCUUAUCAUUUUCUUCUUGCGACUGCGAGUGAAGAAGGGUACCUCAGCUGGUUAGAUAUCUCCAUAGGUAAAAUGGUAUCUCAAUUCAAUACCAGAAUGGGGCGAUUGAAUCUUAUGACUCUGAAUCCAUACAAUGCUGUUGUGUGUCUUGGACAUUCGAAAGGUAUAGUGACAAUGUGGAGUCCAAAUGUGAAAGAACCAUUGUCCAAAAUGUUGUGUCAUCAACAUCCUUUGCAGAGCCUCGCUAUUGACUCUCAAGGCCAAUAUAUGGCAACGGCUGCAGUGGACAGAACUCUUAAGAUCUGGGAUGUCCGGAAAUUGGAGGGACCCUUACAGCAGUAUAAGCUUCAUGCUGUUGCAUCCAAUCUUGCAUUCAGUCAACGAGGCUUGUUGGCCAUUGGGAUGGGCAAUGUUGUAGAGGUGUACAGGGACUGUUGCCAGAGGCCAGCAGACCGUCCAUACUUACGGCACAGGUUGUUUAAAAGAAUUGGAAAUAUGCAAUUCUGCCCUUAUGAGGAUGUUUUAGGAGUGGCAUCGGAUAGUGGCUUCACUAGUUUGAUUAUUCCAGGAAGUGGAGAGCCGAACUUUGAUGCUUUGGAAAGUAACCCCUUCCAGAGUAAAUCCCAGAGAAGAGAAUCUGAGGUGAAGUCUCUGUUAGAGAAGAUUCAACCUGAAUUCAUAACAUUGGAUCCGACAGUAAUAACUGAUGUACACAUUCCAACACUCAGAGAUAAAGUGGAAGCAAAGAAAAAGUUGCUUUUCUUGAAACCACCGAAGAUUGAUUUCCAGCCUCGUAAUAAGAGUGGGAAAAAGAAAGGCACUGUCAAAGUUGCACAGACAAAAAGAAUUGUCCGAGAGGAACAAAGAAGGGAGUUUGUCAAGACCCUGAAAGAUGCUGGCAUUGGUGAAAUAACUUCCCCUCAAAAUACGGAGAGUUCCAGUGUAUCAGUGAAACACAAACCAUUUACUGCUCUAGACAGAUUCAAACCAAAGAAGAAAAAGGAGGAAGGUUAAUUAUGUAAGAUUUGAGGUUUUCACGGCCGUGACUAUGAACAAAGCCGUCUUCUUGCCCCCCCCUGCAGGUCAUACUCCACAGACCCUUCCCCUCUCCUCUCUUAGAUUUCCCAUGUAGCCCCCCCUCUCUAUUCUCUUCCUGCUCUUAUACAG
Molecule: messenger RNA, 2864 nt
Organism: Cryptotermes secundus
Lineage: Eukaryota; Metazoa; Arthropoda; Insecta; Blattodea; Kalotermitidae
Product: WD repeat-containing protein 46
Exons: 13
Coding region: 816-2711 (631 amino acids)
Biological process (GO): maturation of SSU-rRNA from tricistronic rRNA transcript (SSU-rRNA, 5.8S rRNA, LSU-rRNA)
Cellular component (GO): small-subunit processome; 90S preribosome; nucleolus
Molecular function (GO): protein binding
Source: RefSeq, a predicted model, not a curated record